Osmia bicornis bicornis is the source of this 4952-nucleotide messenger RNA. RefSeq names its product SPEG neighbor protein-like. Bases 1809 to 2633 code for a protein of 274 amino acids. Gene Ontology annotation, biological process: synapse organization. Gene Ontology annotation, cellular component: neuron projection membrane. Lineage: Eukaryota; Metazoa; Arthropoda; Insecta; Hymenoptera; Megachilidae. The transcript has 7 exons. The record is from RefSeq and is a predicted model, not a curated record.
GGAUCUUAGGGAAGAGAAAAAGGAGCUAAAAUCGAGUCCCUUAAGACCAAAGCCGUACGUCUUUUGUGCGUCUCACUUCUAACGAUUUGGGGCAUCGAUUUUCCUUUCAAUUCCAUCGUGUAAAUUGUACAUUAAAAAGCUGCAAGAAGGAGAUGCAAUGCAUGUCCAUUAUACUUUAAAGAACAAAAGGGGGGAUGGUAUGCUUUGGUGUUCCCCUGCUUUUUCACGGUGAUGCUACGAACUCCCAUUAUUCAACCCCUUUUUCGUAAGACCAACCCGACAUUCUGUGAAAAAUGUGCAACGACGUUUCGACGGUAAGCGAAAGGUAUCCUAAGCUUGCUUUUACACGGCGGCACACGAAAUUUCCGAGAUUAGCCGAAAUCUUGUUCCGAGGAGAUUUGCCAAAGUGACAGUACCCUAUUUCGAUGUUUCCUCGUUCCACGGAAAUUCGCUUAAGGAUAAAGUUCCAUCUUCGGAUUUUGAAAUUUAACUAAAAAAUUGCAAUAUACUGCUAAAGGAAAAAUCUCGUAUCAAUGGAACGCGUCACGCGACGAUCUGAUAUUCUUCGAAAGUAAUCCAAUGGUCGAAAUACUUCGUUAGCCGUCUUUUGUAAGAGCGACGAUCGAAGCGAUACGCUCGAUUCGACCUUACGUUCAGAAGAAAACGACGACGCGGAAGGGUGCGUUGCGUUGCAUGAAAUUUGUUACGGUGGCACGAGCCGUGUUAGCGCACGACACGUGUACGACAAUGACAACGAUCGGCCGGCAUGGAAUUCGAUUCUUGACUAGGGGAUGCUGCACGCUUGCCGCUCGCACAAGUGUGGGUGGCUGUAAUAGAACUAAAGGGAUACGCUUGCGCCGGACGAUGUCUACCCCAUCUUCCCGUUGACUUCAGGUGAGGGAAAGCGGGGCGUGUGCAAGGACAGAUGGCAGGGCGUCUCUCCCGGGCCGUGUCGCAUGCACUGUCAGUUUCGCUCGGAUAUUCGUACACGAGUUUUAUCGUGCUUGUUCUACGACCAUCGUGCUCCUCGCAGAGAACUAAACUCUCGACACGCUCGAUUCUCCUAUCUUUCUCUCAUUCGCGCGUAACCUCGAAUCGUUUUAAAUCGUUGACAAAUAUAUAUAUUUUGUUUCGUUCUUUAAAACUGGCUGAUCAAGGAAAUCGAGUUGGCCGUCGCUUCGAAAUCGUCGGGGCAAUUUGAUUUGCAUAAUAGAAUACACUGGGGAAAGGAAACGAGACACGAUCGGAUAUAUCUUUUACUCGUACUGUUUUACGGAAUACUGCUACUUUACCGAGAGAGAGAGAAAAAAAUAGACGCUGACGGAUUACCCAACGAGCGUAUAAAAGGCAUGUUGUAGCGGGAAGACGGGAAUAGUCGUGUAUCGAGGAAACAAGAGGCUAUGAGGAAGAAGUAUCGAGGACGAUUUCAAUGCAUCCCGACGCGUAGAUCCCGAAUAGCAAAGACAUAAUGGCGACAUCGAGUGAAAAACCGAAGGAAAAUCGGAUGCUAUCGAUUCGUCCGAUACUACUUUCUCCUCGAUUUUAAUUCCGCGCCUUUGUCGCGAGAUGCUAUAUAGAACGAUCGUUUCUGGAUUAUUGCGUCACCGUGGGAGGAAAUUAACGCAGCGUAGAAGGGAUAUCAUCGAAAUAAUUGAUAAGUGAAACUCGUGAUUAAAAUACUUGACACCCGUAACAAAUUCUAUUUCAUCGUGAACAAGCCGAGAUCAGUUCUGGUGUACAUUUAUUCGAUACCGCGACGGAUAUAUCGAACAACAUCGUGGAUCGACUAUGAGAGAGAGAAAUAGAAAAUGAAGGGUUUAUUUUUUACCCUCAGUUUAUUAUUUUCCGUGCAAGGACUUGCCCGGAGCACGUCCGAUCAGGAGAUGUACGAGAAUCGGUCGCUAGAACCGCUCGACCGUGGACCGUACUUUGAUGUGUCAGCUUCUCGAAAUGUCACCGCGUUGGUCGGCAAAACAGCCACCUUAAACUGUCGUAUACGGAAUUUAGGCGACCGCACGGUGUCAUGGGUGAGGCACAGGGAUAUUCAUCUUUUGACUGUCGGUAUCCAAACAUACACUUCGGAUCAACGAUUUGUGGCAUCACACUUUCCUAGAACCGAAGACUGGACUCUUCAAGUAAAAUAUCCUCAACGACGUGACUCAGGGACCUACGAAUGCCAAGUGUCAACCACACCUCCGAUCGGUCAUUCCAUGCAUCUCUCGGUUGUAGAGCCUGUCACAUCGAUCGUCGGCGAACCAGAAAUGUUCAUAAACAAAGGCAGCACUAUGAACCUAACCUGUGUGAUACGUCACAGUCCAGAACCACCGAGCGCCAUUUAUUGGACCCACAAUCACGAGGUGAUCAACUACGACAGUCCAAGGGGCGGUGUAUCGGUGAUCACGGAAAAAGGAGAAGUUACAACCUCGUAUCUUCUGGUGCAACGUGCUCAGCCUGCUGAUAGCGGACACUAUACCUGCCAUCCAAGUAACGCCAACACAAAAACCGUACUGGUACACGUACUUAACGGGGAACAUCCAGCAGCAAUGCAACACGGUGGCCAACUCAGACUGGCGAAUCUACCCUUCGUAAUGAUCUCAACGACUCUGCUGGCUUUCCUGAAUCAUCGUUAUUGAAAAGCAACCAGCACAGGGAUCAGGAGACGCCCGUUUCCCUGGUUACGUUUACAUCGCUGGUUGCUGCUUUCUCAAAGGAGGACAAGAAGGACCUUGAUCAACAUAGGACUGGCAGUCAUCGUGAAAGUAUACGAAUACCAUUAUUCAAAAGAAAAUGAUACCUGUUGAUGGAACGAUAAGUGAUCUCUGUCGUGUUUCUGGUUGAAAAAAAGAUCCAUGACUGAAUGAAAAAAUCGGUGUAAGAGUUUGGACCAUUCUAGAGCACAGUUAUGUGCUGAAUGUAUCUAAAAAAAAAAAGUAGUCUGUUGUCUUGAGAUAAAAAAGAAUUCAUGUACAGAGUGUUCCAGAAUGAAAAUCUUCUAUUAGCUAUAAUACUCUAUUCAUUCCUGUAGAUUUUUCAUUUUAUAAUAAUGAAAUACCCUAGAGCCUCCCUCCAUAAAAACAGCAUUUUUAAUAGAAUGAAGGAAACACGUUAAAAAUAGAUAUUACAGAAUAUAAUUCUAAUGUAAUAUUUAAUGAGAUGGUUGUACUAAAAUAUGUAUGAACACCAGGAGCCCUUGAGAACCUUCUAAGUAUUCAUCAUGGCAAACCUGAAGCCACUUCCUCAUAAAUAUAAGAUUGUAAUUCAUUAACAACUCUGCCACUUCUAUUCGUAUUCUGGAAUACUCUGUAUCUAAAGGAAACAUAAAAACGCUAUCGGUGGUAGUAAUAUAGUUCGUUCAAGCGAACCGAUUAACAUCGGGAGAGAAAAGGGUGUACGAUUUUUUUAUUUGCUGUGUUACGGUCACAAGACAAUACGCUGUACUUGCCAAAGGAAACGUACGAAUUAUUGUUGAAACAAUGCGAUUAAGAUUUUUAAUUGUUCUGUUAAUAUACGAUACGUAACUCUAUAUGGUAUACAUAUGCAUAUAAUAUAUAUAUAUAUAUAGGAAGAAAGACUAUGUUAUACUUGGAAACAAAUGGCAAAGAAUCGCCAGGAAUUUGUGUUCAGUUGUAAAAUGGUGGAACGUGAAUCACCUUUGACCACGUUAAAUUGAGGAUCUGGAUUAGAAGCGUGAAGUAAAGCUGGAUUAUCUUCGAAUUGAAUCUAUACGUUCGGCAAAUUGUAGUUUCAAAUGGAGAAAACUGUUUCGCGCCGUAAAAAGAGAAAGAUCGUUAAUGAUUUUUUACUCAAUUUGUUUCUUUUUGGUUCUAUCCGGCGAGUGUAUUGAUGUCUGAACGAACUAGCGGCUUUUAACAGUGAUUCUAAACGAUUCUUGGACUAUGUUCAGAUUGGAACCGCAUGAAAUUACUUGUCAUACAUAUACGAAUUACCGUAAUUUGUGCACCUCAUAGAAAAUUGCUGAUACAUUGCUAUUAAGAGUCAGCAACAUUGAACCAGGAAAUGAUAAAUUGUACUUAAACCGGUAUUUUCUUGAUAAUGACACAGUAUUUCUAAUAAGAACAUAGUCCUGAUUUAGUAACCGAUACUACCGGUAAUCAAUUAUCGCAGUAUGGAAAACGUUGAACUAAAAACUUUAUAAGGAUCUAUGAUUAGAAGCGGUGUAUGAUGAUGAAUUUCGUAUACUAUUCGGUCUGAGGUUUCACGUUGUCUGUUCUGCAAUAUUCUGAAACGGCUAAAUACGGUCCACAGUUUUUGGGCAUCUCAGCUCAGGGUAUACUUCCACACCGUUUCUGGUGACGUAGAAUCGCAAUUUAUAAAGUGUUCAUUGUGUAUUAAGCAUUUUAUUUCGUCAUCGGUGUACACAUGAAAGUGCAACACACAUAUUUAGCAAGAAUGAACGAUCAUUUAUUGUUAGAUUUCAUCUACGUUGACCUGUAACAGGUCUUUACAUAAAGUCUGCUACACGAACAAACUAAUUUUCAUCUAUUGUUAAGUGGAAGCCAAAUUGAAAAAGAGAUAAACAUGGUGAGAAAUGAAGAAUGUUGAAUGAGUGGACCUACUUAGAUUGGGAAAUUAAUUCUAUAAUUGGACCAGAAUUAACGACUGUUGUAUUUUAUUUAGAUAAGUUUUCAAACGAUAAGCGUCUAUUACGUACACGUUGUUAACAAAAAGAUCAAGUUUCUCUUAGUAAUCGUCAUGCGUGAUUUUUCGUGUGAAUGUGAGCAUAUAAGAGAAAAAGAAAAAAAAAACGGAAGAAUGGUAAAGCAAAUGAAAAAUAUUUCAAUAAUCGAAUUAAGGGAAAUUGAUUCUAUAAUGGUUACAUAUGUUUAAAGAUUAAUUGCAAAGUAGUUUAAGCGCGUUAUACACAAACUGAAAUACAGUUUCUGUUGUAGCUGUAAAUUAUUUGUGUUAUAUUACAAUAUAUGAUUCUUUUA